Trichomycterus rosablanca is the source of this 2662-nucleotide messenger RNA. It is a transcript of the gene tgm2b, whose product is annotated as transglutaminase 2b. The record is from RefSeq and is a predicted model, not a curated record. Gene Ontology annotation, biological process: peptide cross-linking. Bases 70 to 2106 code for a protein of 678 amino acids. The transcript has 13 exons. Gene Ontology annotation, cellular component: mitochondrion. Lineage: Eukaryota; Metazoa; Chordata; Actinopteri; Siluriformes; Trichomycteridae. Gene Ontology annotation, molecular function: protein-glutamine gamma-glutamyltransferase activity.
AGAGUUCACAGCUGAACACAACAGAGCUCAGUUCAACUAUCCAACAGCACUUCACUUCACUGCACAAUCAUGGCCUUCGACGUCGGCACUUUGGACCUGGCGUGUGCAUUCAACAACACAGCCCACCAUACGGACCUGAACGGCACCGACCGUCUGAUCGUGAGGAGAGGACAGCAGUUCACCAUCAAUUUCAAACUUUGUUCUGGAUCCAGCGAGCCUGGAGUUGAUCAGCUCCGUAUCACAGCACAGACAGGGCCGCAGCCUGACGAGCAGUAUGGUACGAUGGCUGUUUUUGGCCUGAGUGAUGCUAUCGAUGACACUCAUUGGAGCGCUACCCUAACCAGACCAUCUGCAGAACUCUUCUUCUUGUCCAUCAGCUCUGCCCCGGAUGCUCCUGCUGGCCGCUACACCGUGUCUUUGGACGACAGGAUUCAGUUUGACUUGAUACUGCUGUUUAACCCCUGGUGUCCUCGGGAUGUGGUGUACAUGGUCAGUGAGGAGAAGCUGGAGGAAUAUGUGCUCUCUCAGGAUGGAAUCAUCUAUAGGGGCAGUGUUGAAUAUCCUGUGCCUUCAGCUUGGUACUUUGGCCAGUUUGAAGAAGGCAUCCUGGAUGUGUGCCUGAGAAUCCUGGAUGUGAACCCUAAAUGCCAGAGGAAUCCUGGGAAAGACUGCUCUGGCCGCCGAAACCCUAUAUAUGUCACCCGGGUUCUUAGUGCCAUGGUAAACAGUAAUGACAGAGAUAAUGGGGUACUUGAAGGCUGCUGGCAGAAAACAUUUGAUGGUGGAAUAAGUCCCAUGUCAUGGAGAGGAAGUGUGGAAAUUCUCAGGACCUGGAACUCCACUUCCUGUUUGCCUGUGCGUUAUGGCCAGUGUUGGGUCUUUGCUGCUGUUGCCUGCACUGUGUCUCGAGCUUUGGGAAUCCCCUGCAGAGUGGUGACUAACUAUCUCUCAGCCCACGACACCAACAGGAACCUAGUGAUCGAACGAUAUGUGGACGAAACAGGAGCGCUGCUGAACACCAGCAGAGACAUGAUUUGGAACUACCAUUGCUGGGUGGAGAGCUGGAUGGCCCGUCCUGAUUUAAAAGAAGGUUUUGAUGGCUGGCAGGCCAGUGACCCCACACCCCAGGAGAAGAGCGAGGGAGUGUUCUGCUGUGGGCCAGUCCCACUGAAAGCAAUAAAGGAGGGAGAGCUCAUGUUUAAGUAUGACACUCCAUUUGUGUUUUCGGAGGUAAAUGCAGAUGUGCAGACAUUUCUACAGUUUAAAGACGGCAACACAAGGAAGAUUCUCGGAACUUCUGAGGUUGGUCAGAAAAUCAGCACUAAGAGUGUUGGAAAUGACAAGCGAGAGGACAUUACACACCUUUACAAAUACCCAGAAGGUUCUGCAGAGGAGCGGAAGGUUUUUGAAAAAGCCAACCAUCAAAACAAACUGGUCAAGGAGAAGGACAACACAGGCCUCCAUGUUUGCAUUAAGGUCUCCUUGGAGAUGAGAAAGGGCUGUGACUUCGAUGUUUUUGCCGUGGUUAGCAACAACACGUCUGCGGAAAAGACUUGUCGUCUGGUGUUUGCCUCUCGUGCCGUGUCCUAUGACGGAGCUAUUGGAGAAGAAUGUGGUUUUAAAGACCUGCUCAAUGUGCAGCUGCCGCCUGGUGGAGAGCGGAAGGUCCCACUGAGACUAAACUACAGUAAAUAUUGUGACCGGAUAACCCAGGAUAACCUGAUUCGUCUGGGUGCUCUGCUGAUCGACUACAGCACCAGAGAGGCCACCCUGGCCAUACGCACCAUCGUCCUUGAUAACCCAGAGAUAAAGAUAAGGAUCCUGGGAGAACCUAAAGUCAACCGUAAGCUGGCAGCAGAACUGACGGUGCAGAACACCUUGCCGGAACCAUUAGAUUCAUGCUGCUUUAGCAUUGAGGGAGCCAACCUCACUGGCAACAAGACCAUCUCUGAGAGGCUGUCGACCUGUAUUGCACCCGGACAGGAAGCUAAGGUCAAAAUCUACUUCACUCCCAACCAUUAUGGUAUGCGCAAACUGCUGGUGGAUUUCAACAGCGACAAACUUGGAACAGUUAAGGGAUUCAGAAAUGUAAUAAUUGGCAAAUAAUGGCCAAUAAUAUGCAAAUGCAAAUAAUACUAUUCAAGCUUUGAUAAAGAAAAUGGUUUGUACUUACACAUAAAGAUGAAAACAUUGUGCAUUGUUUCACAAGGAUGUCGAAAGACAAAUUUGUCAUUUCUUUGUCAUGCAUUUGUAAUGUUUUUGUACAUUCUGCAUAGCUAGGAUGACCUUUCACUACUUCCUUCUACUGUCAAUAGAUCUUCCUAUUUUCUUUCUGUCUGUUUCACUACCCCAAAUCAGACUCUUUCUUCCUUUCAUCUACUCAACGAGUGAUGAAAAAUGGGACCAUAUCAGCUCUUUAUCUGUAGACAAAUCACAUUCUAGAUAUGAGCUACACAACACUCCUAAACCUAUCAGAACAACACACACAGCCAUACCAUUUUCAUGUUAGUGUCAUCGUAGCGUGUGGGGGUCCUGUGGUCCAUUUUGAUUCAUAAAUAGGGUACAGGAGGGUGAAGUGGCUGAUGUACUACAGUCAGUAUCUAUGUCGCUACAAAGUUAAUCUGUAUGGUAAGUGUCCCUAAUAAAGUGUUUGGUGAGUGUA